AUGGGUCGUGAAUUCUCAGAAUUGUCAACUAACGGACGACAAGUUACCUUGAACCGCCCCAAAGCCCUCAAUGCUUUGUCCAGUCCUCUAUUUGAAGAAUUGAACGAUGCGCUGAGCAAAUAUGACGAAAACAAGGACAUUGGCGCCAUUGUCAUCACGGGAAGUGAAAAAGCAUUCGCUGCCGGUGCCGAUAUUAAGGAAAUGGCCCCCCUCACAUUCUCGGCUGCAUACUCGAACAACUUUAUUGCUCCAUGGUCACAUCUCGCCAACGCGAUCCGCACUCCCGUCAUCGCUGCCGUGUCCGGAUAUGCUCUCGGCGGAGGAUGCGAGCUUGCGCUGAUGUGCGACAUCAUCUACUGCACCGACAAGGCCACUUUUGGCCAACCCGAAAUCAAGCUGGGCGUCAUUCCGGGUGCUGGAGGCUCUCAGCGCUUGACGCGAGCCAUUGGCAAAAGCAAGGCGAUGGAACUGAUCCUCACGGGCAAGAACUUUAGCGGAAAGGAGGCCGGCGAGUGGGGGGUUGCUGCUCGGGUCAUUGAAGGUGGCAAGGAGGAGCUCAUGGCCGAAACAUUGAAAACCGCAGAGACUAUUGCGAGUUACAGCCGUGUGGCUGUUGUCGCGGCCAAGGAGGUGGUUGAUAAGAGCCAAGAGCUGUCCUUGAGAGAAGGUGUCGAGUACGAGCGACGUUUGUUCCACGGGUUGUUUGGCAGCAAGGACCAGAAAAUUGGCAUGACCGCAUUCGCUGAGAAGAAGAAAGCCGAGUGGUCUCACGAGUAA
Talaromyces rugulosus is the source of this 777-nucleotide messenger RNA. RefSeq lists its product as uncharacterized. Gene Ontology annotation, molecular function: enoyl-CoA hydratase activity. NCBI's taxonomy places the organism in Eukaryota, Fungi, Ascomycota, Eurotiomycetes, Eurotiales, Trichocomaceae. The transcript has 3 exons. Gene Ontology annotation, biological process: fatty acid beta-oxidation. The record is from RefSeq and is a predicted model, not a curated record. The coding region runs from base 1 to 777 and encodes 258 amino acids. Gene Ontology annotation, cellular component: mitochondrion.